Molecule: messenger RNA, 928 nt
Organism: Aspergillus japonicus CBS 114.51
Lineage: Eukaryota; Fungi; Ascomycota; Eurotiomycetes; Eurotiales; Aspergillaceae
Exons: 3
Coding region: 47-928 (293 amino acids)
Source: RefSeq, a predicted model, not a curated record
CUUCUACUCUCCAACAGUCAUCUUAGUGUCAUUAUGGAAUCUCGAGAUGGACACCGAAUUCGGCGAAAUCAUCUCAUCCCCGCUCUUUACCUUCAUCGUUGGCAAAGCAAAGAAAGAAAUCACGGUGCAUUCCGAGGCCCUGGCCAGCCUGUCCCCCACCCUGGACAAACUGAUCAAUGGCGAGAUGAUUGAGGCCAAAACUCGUCGGGUUGACUGGUCGGAGGUAACCGAGGAAGCCACGUUCCUGCGACUGUGCGAAUAUGCUUAUGUGCGCAACUACACUCCGCCGUCGUGCGCGGAGAGAGAGAUAGUCCCGUCACGCAUGUCAGUAUCGCGGUUGCCCGAACAGCCGGCAGAGCCGGAACCUCUAGCUGAAUCUCCAGAUCCCGGUGAUGCGGGUGUCGUCGACCCGGUGGUCGCGGUGAAAGCAGCGGAACCCUCGGAUUCUUUUAACAAUCACGUUCUCCCGCGCUCGAAAAAGAAAAGAUUCUUAAACAUGCGUCACCGGGUCGGGUUCGAGAAACUCGUGGAGCAGCACUGGCACGACGAGGUCGGGCGAGAAGCCAAAUAUGCUCCCCAAGGGAACUCACACCCUCGCGAAGACUUUACGACUGUCUUUCUUGAACAUGCGGAACUCUAUAUCCUAGCGGACAGAUACGGUAUCUUCUUGCUCAAGGAGCUCGUCAGGCAUAAACUGGCCACAACAUUGACGAAGUUUACCUUGUGUCAACACAAUGUUAUCGACCUAGUCGAGCUGAUCCGUGUGUUGUACCAAAGUACCUUGCCGAGUGACGCUAUGAGGAAUGUGCUCACGAGCUAUGUUGUAUCAGCGGUUGAUCAGUUAGGGGCAAGCACUGAUUUUCAAAGGUUAUUAGCGGAGGGCGGAGAUGUUGUUCUUGAUUUCUGGCAGGCUUUGUGGGAAGGCUAA